Messenger RNA from Neohortaea acidophila, 318 nucleotides. RefSeq lists its product as uncharacterized. Lineage: Eukaryota; Fungi; Ascomycota; Dothideomycetes; Mycosphaerellales; Teratosphaeriaceae. The record is from RefSeq and is a predicted model, not a curated record. The transcript has a single exon. Bases 51 to 272 code for a protein of 73 amino acids.
CGCCCAGCGGGAGCAAAGCUGCCCGGUUUUGUGACGCGCUGGCCAACUUAAUGUCCGCGAUCGUGGUGGGCGCUGUGGCUGGUGCGCGGAGGUUGGACUGGGUUAUGCUUUCCUUUUCAGCGCUCGUUGUCCUGCACCUGCUCUGCCGACAUGGAGCUACACACGGAGCUGCGGGAGGGGCCAGGACGAAGCCAAUCGAGAGGGGAGUGUACGUAUGGGAGGAAGGCGCAGGGCAAUGUGGUGCAGUGCAGUGCGGUGCAGGCGCGCAUUGACGGUCGCACACGCCCGGUAUAUAAUGUAGCCUUGUGCCUUCCCCCG